AUGUCUGGGUCCAGGGGUCCCCCACAGUCAAAUAAUCGAUAUACCGAUUAUGAUUAUGAGUAUGGCUCAUCCAAACCAGCAAGGUCUAAGAAACCUCCAUUUAAUAGUAACCAGCGAAGGGAUUUUACAAAAGGCUUACCAGGGUCAUCAUCGCUAACACAUUCCAUGGGUGCCAGUGAUGACUUCAUGGGAGGAAGCAGCUCUGGUGCAGGACGUCGAUAUGGGUCUAGUAGAGGAGGAGGUGCGUAUGGUUCCUACGGAUCUAGCAUAUAUGGAAACAACAGUAAUAGUAAUAAUUCCUCUCCAGGCGGUGCAGGAGGCUCUGGUAGCGGAGGAGGAGGAAAUGAUAGAUAUGGAGGGUACAACAAACCGUGGCGAUCUUCAAGCAGUGGAGAGUUGAAGUCAAUGAAUACUGCAAAUAAUGGUGGAAAUAGUGGAGGGGGUAGCUCAGGAGAUAACUUCAGAAAAGACAGGUAUGACUCGUACUCUGGAGGCAAUAUCAACAACAGUAAUCCUUCUUCCGGACGAAAUUCAUUAUCCAACUCAGGAAGUCGACCUUUUGGGAAAAGAGUGAAUUCUUACGGUGGCAGCAGCUCCCUUAGUGCUGGUGGAAGUCCUAGCACAGGUACUUCCAGUUUUGGUUUCGGGUCUGGUUCUGGCUCAGGAAUAGGUGCUGGAUCCAGUUUAGGUUCUGGCCACGAAGCUAGCGCAAACGGAAGUAGCUCAUUAUUAAAUUCUGGCGCCAAAAGAGUAAGCGAUACGUACUACCCAUCGAGAGGUUACAGCUCAUUGUCACAAUCUGGAGGCAAAGGUGUAGAUAGGUAUUCAAGUAAGUAUCGUGGAGGCUUUAAAGGCAAGGGUAAAAGGUAUGGAGACGAGGACCAAAGGAGAGAUUAUUAUGCAUAUCAACAUCAUCAGAGCCAGCAUCUGCAAUCACAACAAUAUCACCAAGGUGGAAGACUCAAAGAUGAGGACAGAAACUAUGAUAGAUACGGCUCAUCGGCUUAUUCGAAAGAUGAUGGGUACAGGAAACCAUAUAAAAGAGAGGAUGAAGAUGAGUAUUCUAACGUAAAUGAAAGUGGUACUUCUGUGAAACGUGGUGAAGAAAAGGACCUGGAACUUAGUAGCAAACUUGAAGAAGCUGAUUAUCAUGACCGUGAGCGUAGUAGGUCUGAAAGACAAGAAGACGACGAAAACGAUGAGGACGACGACGUCGAUGUAGACAAUGACGAUGAUGAAGACGAUGACGAUGACGAAGAUAAUGAUAAUGAAGAGGCUGACGAAAGCAACAGAUCCUUAACUAUCGAACCCACUUCAAUCAAUAUAUCUGCAGGGAAUGGUCCUAAUACUGAUGAUACUGAUACAUCGGUAGCAACACCCAUAGAACCCGCCACCGACGUUAAAAUAGAAAAGAUACCAGUUUCAGAAUCAAAACCAAAGUUAUUUUUACAAACGCCUGUUGAUGUUUCCAACGAAAUUAUGUAUGAAGAAGGUUGUAUAUAUCCAUUGAACUUUAUGGAAACUGAAUUCAAGAAACUAAAGGAAGAAUUUGAAAGGAAGACUAAAGUUGAAGAUACACUUGAAACUGACAAGGAAAAUGAACUGGUUGGUUUCAAAUUGCCUUACAUAACGAAAAAGCCCAUUCUGGAUUUCCAAGAUUAUCCAUUUUACUCCCAGAACAUUGGCGCAUUUGUGGACCACAAACUCGAAAAAUUGACGUCCCAAAUAAAGGAAAAUAAUAGAAUUAUUCAAAGAAAGAAAAUAUCAUUAUGGAAUAGUAGUGCCCUCAGUUGGAAGAAAUGGCAAUCUAAGAGCAAUAAUAUGGAUCAGCAAUUGAAGGUUAUACAUCCACCAGAUGAUGAGAUGAGAAGAGAAAUUGAUUCAAUUGACAUCAGAGUGAAAAAUGAUGAUAAGGGUAAUGAAAAUGGAAAUGGAGGUGUAAGUAGUGGAGUCACACACGAUGACUUGGAACAACCCGGUGUUGGAGCCAACAGUGGAUCAUCUCAAAGCAAUGGUGCUGGAGGGAGACGUAACCGUCGCCAUGGCGAUCUAGUUACUACUGAAGCCGAGUUUCAAGAAAUAUUACAAUCGUUGGAAAAGGAACAAUUAGAAGAUCCAAUGGUCAAAGCUCAACAUGUGUCUGCUAAAAUUCCAGAUUUCAUAUUAGAUCCAGUUAAAAGAGAUUGCAUAAAGUAUAUGGAUUCCAAUAACAUGGUGAUUGAUAAACAAAAUUGGUCAAAAAGAGUUCAUACCGAUUUCCAGGAUACAUUUUCUUUUGAAGAGCAUGAAUUGUUCUGUGAAGGAUUUUGCAUGAUGCCUAAAAGGUUCGGUGCUAUUUCGAGACAUAUGGGUCGCUUAAGGACUGCAGAGGAGUGUGUUUUGCAUUACUAUCUUACAAAAAAAGCAGUAAACUAUAAGCUAAUGGUGAACCAGUUUAAGAAGAAAGCUAAUAAGAGGGCAGCUGGUGGUCGCCGAAAGAGUGCAAAAACUAGAAAUGUUUCUCAUUCUAACACUCCAAUCACUACUCCAAGCAGUACUGAUCCUAGUGGUACAAACAAUAACAUUAGCAGUAGCACUGAGGACCUCGGUGUUGUCGCGGCUGAAGUUGCUGCUGAGAUUGCAACAGUUGCAAAUUCUAAACUUGUUUCAGAAGAAUUGUAUACUGAAACUGGUAGAAGAAAGAGAGCUGCCGCUCCAAUUUUCAAGGAAAGCAAUGAAGGUAGUGAGCCUGCUAAAAAGAAGCAAUCGAAGAAGAAAGAAGAUAACAUUGUUUCUCUGGCUGACACCGUGAAUACUCUUCCUGUGGCAGUUGUGGCCAAUUCAAGCGAUCCAACUAAAACUGAAAUAGUUUCUGCUCCAAUCACUGGUCUUGUGAAUCCUGAACAAGUGGAGAUUGUAGCACAACCUUUGGUACUUGACCAACCUUUACGAGCAGCAGAUCAAAUUGAAAGUAUUCCUGCUUCAGUAGUUUCUGCUCCAGUGCCAUCUAGUUCAAAUGAAGCAGAUGCUUCGCAAGAAAUUCCUGAAGAAUCAGAUAAAUUCAGUGAUAGUAAGGAUAAGAAGAAGGCGAUCACUAGUUAUUGGAGUAUAACAGAGGCAAAUUUAUUUCCUAGUUUAUUGGCAGAACAUGGAACAAAGUGGACAACCAUUGCUGAUAUCUUAUCGACAAAAACUGCUACCAUGGUUCGUAACUAUUUCCAAAGAAAUUCAGAAAAGCAUGGAUGGGGUGAUAUUGUUAAGGUGGCUGAUGCAAGAUUAGAGGCAAAGUUUGCUGCAGUUUUGGGUCAGGAUGCUCCAGUUGGAUCAGCAGCAUCUACCAAUACAAGUCCUACGGUUGCACCAAUUAUUUCUAGUCCAAACCCACCUCCAUCAAUUAAGAUUCCAGUGGCAGCCACCUCGUCAGCUUAUCCUCAGAUUUACGACACCCAGGUGAAUGGUGGACUUAAGAUAGGAACAUUUCAGCAUUCAUAUUCCCAGCCCCAGCAAGAGCAAAGUUUCGCAUCUGUACCGAGUAAGAAACCAUCUAUUAAUUCACUUCUUCUGAGUGAUAGCACUUAUCCUAAGUACAAACCGUACCCUGAUAUCUUUUCACUGCAACCUUCGCAACCGCAGCCGCUUCCUCCACCUGUACACUCACAACCACCUUUACAGCAACAGCAUCAAUCGGUACCAAUUCCUCCCGUAGAAGCUAAGGCUUCUGCGCCGCCACCUCUACCAGCCAAGGCCCAACCUCCGCCGCAAAGAUCAUCUAUCAUGAGUUUAUUGAAUUCUGAUUCGUCGCCGGUUAAGAAUCCGUAUAUUCCUAUGUCACAGCCUUCUAGUAGCUUGAAGUCCCUCUUGAACUCUCCUCCAAACCCUUCAGCUCAACAGGAACAGUUUGAGCAAAAUCAAAGCCAACAACACCGAACCCCAUCUGGAAAUGGGUUAAGCACUCUACUUUCUGCUGCAAGCUCACAACCAUAUACCCCUACGAGCAAAUGA
Molecule: messenger RNA, 3981 nt
Organism: Dujonia railenensis
Lineage: Eukaryota; Fungi; Ascomycota; Pichiomycetes; Serinales; Debaryomycetaceae
Source: the annotation of a GenBank genome assembly